Messenger RNA from Etheostoma spectabile (orangethroat darter), 3225 nucleotides. It is a transcript of the gene tmem63c, whose product is annotated as transmembrane protein 63C. Bases 424 to 2976 code for a protein of 850 amino acids. The record is from RefSeq and is a predicted model, not a curated record. Lineage: Eukaryota; Metazoa; Chordata; Actinopteri; Perciformes; Percidae. Gene Ontology annotation, cellular component: plasma membrane. The transcript has 23 exons. Gene Ontology annotation, molecular function: calcium-activated cation channel activity.
UUUUACUCAUGCUGCCAGGGGGGAGGCACAACACUGCUACCAAAGCCAAACAUCAGUUUGUAAUCUACUGCAUUGGCUUGGAAGCCUGAGUCAGGGAUGAGAAGGAGAGAAAUGAGCAGAGGGAAAGGAUUAGACUUCAGAUUUGCAGAGUUCACUAAGCUGGAGAUGAAAUAGAUACCAUGGGAUAACUAUGAGCAUGUUUAGGGGUGAGGUAGAAAGAAUAUCCAUGGAGUCCUGUGGCUAAACUGCUGAGUCAUGUUGUGACGUUUGUCUAAAUGUUGUGUGAAAUGUUGUGUGAAACCUGUAUCCUUCAGCAUCCUGCUCUGUUCUGGCGGUGGAGAGGAAGAGUUUUACCGUUAGCAUCAGCAGCCAGCAGUAUUCAAAGGGAAUAAUUCGUCUGAUGCAGGAAGAAAAAGCAGCAUAAUGAGCCGAUUAAGGUAUGGUCCUGUGCUGAUGGCGCACUCUGAGCUGUUUGUGACAAGAGCGCCCCCUGUGGAGGGGAGAGCUGUGGAGCUGGAUGUUUUGAGCUACCUGGACUCUUUUGGGGAAGAAAACAACACUGCUGAAAGAUGCUACCGCUCGCACUCCCGCAGUAGCGUCCUCCAGGGUUUGCCGUUUGGAGGGGUGCCCACGGUCCUCGCCAUCAAUGUUGUGCUCUGGAUGUUCUUGUUGCUCAUCUUCUCCUGUCUGAGGAAGGCUGCAUGGGACUAUGGCCGCCUGGCUUUGCUGAUGGAGAAUGACAGUCUCACAUCCUUGUUUUAUGGAGAACCAAGUGAGAAAGAAAAGUCUCCGUCAGAGUCUAGUCCCUCUGACUCUGAGACCAAGGACAUGGGCUUCUGCUCCUGGCUCUCAUCACUUUACCACAUGAAGGAUGAGGAGAUACGUAGCAAAUGCGGCAUUGACGCCGUCACAUACCUGUCCUUCCAGCGCCACAUCAUCCUGCUCAUGACAGUGGUUUGCCUGCUGUCUUUGGCCGUAAUCCUGCCGGUCAACUUUUCCGGGAACCUCCUGGGAGACAGUCCUGAAAACUUUGGAAGAACAACACUGGCUAAUGUUAGCGCAAAGGACAGCUUUCUGUGGCUCCACAGCAUCUUGGCUCUAGUCUACUUCAUCAUCACGUUGCUGUGUAUGGCUCACCACUUGAUACGGCUGGAGUACAGAGAAGAUGAGAAGGUAGCCAGGACACUGAUGAUUACCUCCAUACCAAGAGAGAUCUCUGACCCAGGACUCAUCACCAAACACUUCCAUGAGGCCUACCCCAGCUGUACUGUCACUGAUAUCCGUUUCUGCUUUGAUGUCCACAAUCUGAUGAGGUUGGAUUUAGAGAGACGCAAGGCAAUGAAAGGCAGGCUGUACUUUGCCACAAAGGCUCAAAAGGAGGGGAAAAUCAUGAUCAAGACCCAUCCGUGUGCUCAGAUAUUCUGCUGCAAUAUCUGUGGCUUUGAAAAGGUGGAUGCAGAACAGUACUACAGCGAGUUAGAAGAAAAGCGGACAGACGAGUUUAAUGCCGAGAAGAACCGCAUCUCCAUGAAAAGACUCGGCAUUGCCUUUGUGACUUUUCGUGAUGAGAGGAUGACUGCUGUCAUUGUGAAGGACUACAGUUGUGUGCGAUGCCGUCGCAGCCCUCAGCAGUCCAGCAUCACCACUGUGGUGCAGUCGCAUAAAUGGGGGGUCAGCUACGCACCUGCUCCCAGUGACAUCAUCUGGGAAAACCUGUCAGUGUGCGGAUCUCGCUGGUGGCUGCAAUGCGUCCUCCUCAACAUCCUUCUCUUCCUGUUGCUCUUCUUCCUCACCACUCCUGCCAUCAUCGUCAACACGAUGGACAAGUUCAACGUCACAAGGCCUGUGGACAGUCUGCGGAGCCCUGUCAUUACCCAGUUCUUCCCAACCCUCCUGCUGUGGGCGUUUUCGGUGCUACUGCCCUUUAUCGUCUAUUACUCAGCAUUCUUUGAGUCCCACUGGACCAGAACUGGUGAGAACCAAGUAACGAUGCACAAGUGUUUUUUCCUGCUGGUCUUUAUGGUCAUCAUCCUUCCCUCACUUGGUCUGUCCAGUCUGGACCUGUUCUUCACAUGGCUUUUCGAUGUCAACUUCCUGGAUGAGAAGGAGGUCAAAUUCCAGUGUGUGUUUCUUCCCGACAACGGGGCAUUCUUUGUAAACUAUGUGAUUACAUCCAGUCUGAUUGGCACAUCUAUGGAACUGCUUCGUAUCCCAGCACUGACGGUGUAUGCCGUCCGCCUCUGCUUUGCCAAGUCCCAGGCUGAGCGCAUUCACGUCAAACGGAGUCAGGCCUAUGAGUUCCAGUUUGGCCUGGAGUAUGCCUGGACCAUGUGUAUCUUUGCAGUCAGUAUAACCUACAGUAUCACAUGUCCCAUCAUUACUCCCUUUGGCCUGCUCUAUGUGAUCUUGAAGCACAUGGUUGACCGAUACAACAUCUACUAUGCAUACGUUCCCACCAAGCUCAGCCAGCGGAUCCACAGAGCAGCCAUCAGCCAGGUCAUCCUGGCUCCCAUCCUCUGCAUGUUCUGGCUGCUCUUCUUCUCUAUGCUCAGAUUAGGUCCGGUACAUCCCAUCACCCUCUUCACCUUAGUGUCCCUGAUCUCCUGUAUUGCCUUUUCCCUCUUCCGCUUGUGCCUUAGGAAGCAACCAGACAAGUCAACGAGCUACCAGAUGUCUGAUCAGCCAGCAGAGGGGACGUUCACUGAUGGAGACAGGAGUACUGUGACAUCCACCACUGCCUCCAGUCUGUUUGUGGCGACCGUGCUGCUGGAGCCAGAGCUGGCUUUGACUCCCAUGCCCUCCCCUGCCCACCACAGCUACGGAGCCAUGGCUAGCUCCCAGAGUACAAGCCACGGCCCAGAGGAGGAAGAGGAGUGUGAGGAAGGCCACGCCAAGACCCAUGAGACUGAGCUCCAAGACCCACCAGACCCCUACUGCUCCAGCCCGCUCAUGGACAGCCAUGUGGGCUUCCAGUAACACCAGUUCCCCCAAGCUGAGUCUUUGUGUCCUUCACCUGGGGAACACAGAUUGCUAAAUGCCACAAUGCCCUAUUUUUGUGUCGGAUCUCAGACUCCAACUUAGCUGCUUCAGACCCUGAGACCAGACUUGGCUUGUUAGAAAGAACAAACCUUAGAGGAAAGAAUACAGGAGCAGGAUCCAUGCCAACAUCACUAUAAAUAUAUAGACAGCAGUUUGACAAAACAUCUCCUGAACCUGUCUUGUGGA